Messenger RNA from Dendroctonus ponderosae (mountain pine beetle), 1135 nucleotides. RefSeq lists its product as uncharacterized. The record is from RefSeq and is a predicted model, not a curated record. The transcript has 5 exons. Lineage: Eukaryota; Metazoa; Arthropoda; Insecta; Coleoptera; Curculionidae. Bases 490 to 1107 code for a protein of 205 amino acids.
AUUUUGAUCCCCCAUUCCAAACGUGAGUACCCCAAACCGCUGAUGCUUGGACACGCUCUGUGCACGCACUUUUAUUACUGCAUCUGUUCAGCGUGUCGACUAUAGUUACUCAUAAUAUUAUGAUAUAAAAUAUGUUGUUGUAAACGCAGGUGUUAUCUCGAUUAUAAUUACAAAACUAACUGUAGCUUUUAUUUAAUUACUUUUGAGUAUCGCAAUUUCGUUUGAUUUGUUAGAGGCGAUCGAAAUUUGCAUAGUAAGCCUCUGUGCUGUUAGGUUGAAUUUGUAGAGAAGGCGUUGGAGGUCAUCUUCGCUCUCUGCCGUCAAGACAGCAUCGUCUCCGUAACGGAAUAUUCUCAGGCGGUGGUUGUCAUGAGGGCCUCACUGAAAUAUUCAAGGUCAGACCAAGAUUUUUAUUGCGGUCAGCGCCACCUACUGCUGUUCACAACGCAACUCACUCAUAAAUGAACUGAACAUCCCCGAGAGGGCGGCAUGACCACGAUUACAGCGUGGGUGCUGAUAUCAAAAACGCUGCUUUGCAGUUUUUGCGAGACGUCUUUCUGGUAUCAGAGAAAAGCGUUGUUUCUUGUGUCGGUCGGUGCAUGGUGUCGACUUCCUAGAAAUGAAAAUUUGAGAAGCAUUUGGAUCAGGCGGGCGAGAUGUGAGGAUUUAGUGGCAAAAUUGAAAUUUCGCAGUGUAUUUAUGUGCUCUAGACAUUUCCACGUUGUGUGCUUCAAGGCAAACGGUAGAUUUUUACUAAAUUGUCUCCCAACAAAAUACCUCCCAGGUUUCCAAGGUGCACCUUCCAUAGAGAAUAGCUUCUAUCGAGAGAGUAUACCAUCUGCCAGGGGAUGUGUAACUCCCGAGAAAAAUCAAGAUGGUGUUUGUAUGGUAGAGUCCAACACGAUUUUGACCCAUACGAGUCCGUUGGAGUCCGUCAUUAAGCCAGCCAAGGUAUAUCCUGGCAAAAGACGCUUGGUGCAACCAAUAGCCGAAAUAUCGCCACAGUUCCGGGCUCCAAAGACACUCUUUCCAGGGAGAGCAGCUCAAAUCACUCAGCUCGAAUGGCAUCUGAAUUAUGUACACCGAAAAAAUGAAAUUUAUAUAUGAUUGUAUUAAAAUGAAAGUAUUUUAAUAA